AUGAGCUGGUUCUUCGAAUACCUGCCGGGAUCCAUAGACUCAUUCCAUGCACUAUCGAACGCUUUCCUAUCACGGUUCAUCUUGUUGGCCGCUGGACAUCACAACACAAGCCAGUUGUUCAGCGUCAAGCAGGUUGCAGAGGAUAGUACUAAGUCACUGAACAUAUUUGUGGCUGCAGACUGUGCAAAUGAGUCAAUUGAUGCUCAGAAGGUGUUUGGUUAUGCUCUUUACAAAGAAGGCAAGGAUACAAAACUGACUUAUCCCUUAGAGAAAUACAGUUCAGAUGUGGCUGGGAGAAGUUUCCACAAUGGGCGUUUCAUCCAAAGAAUGCGUGAAAAAACCAUGACUCUUUCAAAUGUAAAAUUGGAACAAGGAUCAGUGACAACACUAAUCGAGGAAAAGGGCAUUGUUAAAGGGGUGAUUUACAAGAACAAGGCUGGAGAGGAGAUGAAAGCAUAUGCUCCACUAACAAUCGUGUGUGAUAGCUGCUUUUCAAAUCUGCGCAACUCUCUCAGUGCACCAAAGGUUGAAAGUCCCUCAUGUUUUGUUGGUUUGAUCUUGGAGAACUGUGAACUUCCACAUGCAAAUCAUGGACAUGUGAUUUUGGGAGACCCUUCACCCAUCCUGUUUUAUCCUAUCAGUAGCGCCGAGGUUCGUUGUUUGGUGGAUGUACCCGGAACAAAAGUACCUUCAGUAGCUAGUGGUGAAAUGGCUAACUAUUUGAAAACUGUGGUGGCUCCUCAGAUUCCCCCACAGCUGCACAGUGCUUUUAUGGCCUCAGUAGAGAAGGGAAACAUCAGAACAACGCAAAACAAAAGCAUGGCUGCUACUCCUGUUCCCACUCCGGGUGCAAUUUUGUUGGGGGAUUCAUUCAACAUGAGGCAUCCUUUAAUAGGAGGAGGAAUGACCGUGGCUCUUUCAGACAUUGUUCUUCUCCGCGAUCUCCUUAGACCCCUACAUGAUCUCAAUAAUGCAUCUGCUUUGUGCAGUUACCUUGAAUCAUUCUACACAUUGCGUAAGCCUGUGUCAUCUACCAUCAACACAUUGGCAGGUGCUUUGUACAAGGUGUUUUGUGCGUCACUGGAUCCAGCAAGACAGGAAAUGCGUGAAGCAUGUUUUGGCUAUUUGAGCCUUGGAGGUAUCUGUUCAUAUGGACCUGUAUGUCUACUCUCUGGUCUUAACCCUCGUCCACUGCACUUGUUUCUCCAUUUCUUUGUUGUUGCCAUCUAUGGUGUCGGCCGCUUAAUGCUUCCCUUCCCAUCACCUAAACGCAUGUGGCUUGGGAUUCGAUUGAUCUUGAGUGCAUCAGGCAUCAUAUUCCCCAUUAUAAAGGGUGAAGGAGUUAGACAGAUGUUCUUUCCUGCCACAGUGCCAGCAUAUUACAGAUCUCCUCCUGUCCAUUGAAGAAAUGGCAAGAAGUGUACUUGGAGAAGAAUAUUGUUACGAAGAUUUUAUAUUUAAUUGAUAUGAUAAUCCAAUUUGUAUCAAAAUAGCAGCAUUUGUUCCACCCAGAAAGUAAAGAUCAAGAUGGGGGUCAAUGCUAAAAUUAGGAAGAGGAAAUUAUUCUUUAUGAAUUGUUG
This is a messenger RNA of Rosa chinensis, 1580 nucleotides long. RefSeq names its product squalene monooxygenase SE1. Gene Ontology annotation, molecular function: squalene monooxygenase activity; flavin adenine dinucleotide binding. The transcript is spliced from 7 exons. The record is from RefSeq and is a predicted model, not a curated record. Lineage: Eukaryota; Viridiplantae; Streptophyta; Magnoliopsida; Rosales; Rosaceae. Gene Ontology annotation, biological process: sterol biosynthetic process. The coding region runs from base 1 to 1404 and encodes 467 amino acids. Gene Ontology annotation, cellular component: membrane; endoplasmic reticulum.